Molecule: messenger RNA, 3295 nt
Organism: Alosa alosa (allis shad)
Lineage: Eukaryota; Metazoa; Chordata; Actinopteri; Clupeiformes; Clupeidae
Gene: tcirg1a
Product: T cell immune regulator 1, ATPase H+ transporting V0 subunit a3a
Exons: 21
Coding region: 134-2605 (823 amino acids)
Biological process (GO): vacuolar acidification; proton transmembrane transport
Cellular component (GO): vacuolar proton-transporting V-type ATPase, V0 domain; plasma membrane; vacuolar proton-transporting V-type ATPase complex
Molecular function (GO): ATPase binding; proton-transporting ATPase activity, rotational mechanism
Source: RefSeq, a predicted model, not a curated record
AUGAGCACGGGGCGCAUUUUAUGUAGGCUCAUGGGCUGGCCUUAGCAGACGCCAGUGGGAGAUGGUGAAAAUAAGGUUCUAACGUGCUUCAAAGUACCGGCUGAAUUCACACGGCUCAUAUUACACGGCCACCAUGGGUGCUCUUUUCCGGAGUGAAGAGGUUUGUCUAGUUCAGCUCUUCCUUCAGUCAGGAGCAGCAUACAACUGUGUCAGCGAACUUGGAGAGCUGGGACUGGUUGAAUUUAGAGACUUGAAUCCAAAUAUCAACGCUUUUCAGCGGAAGUUUGUUAAUGAAGUAAGAAGAUGUGAGGAGAUGGAGAAAACUUUUUCGUUUCUGGAGCAGGAGAUCAGCCGUUCUCUGUGCCCACCUCUGACGGGUCCUCUACCCAUACCGAGCCCGGUGCCCUCGGCCCCACAGCCCCGAGAGCUGCUGGCCAUUGAGGAGGAGAGCGAGCGACUGGCCAGAGAGCUGAGAGAGGUGUCCAGGAACAGAGAUAGCCUGAGGAACCAGCUGACUCAGCUCAGCCAAUACAGAGGCGUGUUGAUCCAAACUCACUCCCUCACAGCUUCACAGGGUCCCCCGCCUCCUACAACGGUAGAAACAGCUUCGCUAUUGGAUAACAGACAAGACGUCAGACUGAGUUUUGUGGCUGGAGUGGUUCACCCGUGGAAGGUACCCUCUUUUGAACGGCUGCUCUGGCGGGCCUGUCGAGGUUACAUCAUUGUGGACUUCUGGGAGAUGGAUGAGAGACUGGAGAUAUCUGACACUGGCGAGACGGUUCAGUGGACUGUAUUCCUCAUCUCGUACUGGGGCGACCAGAUUGGCCAGAAGGUCAAAAAGAUAUGUGACUGUUUUCACACGCACACGUUUGCCUAUCCAGAAAGCACAGCUGAGAGGGAGGAGAUUCUACAUGGACUUCAAGGCAGAAUACUGGAUAUCAGAACGGUGCUUUCCCAGACAGAGAAUUACCUGCAGCAGCUGCUGGCCCGGGCGCUGGCCGAGCUGCCGCGCUGGCGUGUGCGCGUGGGGAAGUGCAAGGCCGUGCAGACGGUGCUCAACCUCUGCAGUCCGUCCGUCACCGACAAGUGCCUGAUCGCCGAGGCCUGGUGCCCCGUCAGGAAGCUGCUGCUGCUGCAGAGUGCGCUCAUCGAGGGCACGAGGAAGAGUGGCAGUGGAGUAGAUUCAUUCUACAAUCGGCUUCCUGCCCCCACCUCCCCGCCUACUCUUUUCAACACCAACUCUUUCACUGCCGGCUUUCAGAGCAUAGUGGAUGCUUACGGGAUAGCCAGCUAUAGGGAAGUCAACCCAGCCGUGUACACCAUCAUCACCUUCCCUUUUCUGUUUGCGGUGAUGUUUGGGGACGUGGGCCACGGUUUCCUCAUGACGGUGGCAGCCCUGUGGAUGGUUCUGGAGGAGAGGGACCCCAAACUGAGGAACAACUCCAAUGAGAUCUGGAAGAUGCUGUUUGGAGGACGCUAUCUGAUCCUACUGAUGGGGCUCUUCUCCAUGUACACGGGUGCCAUCUACAACGAGUGCUUCAGCAAAGGCCUCAGCCCCUUCCCCUCUGGGUGGCACCUGCAGCCCAUGAUCCAGCACUACAACUGGAGUGAGGACACUCUACGGGAGAACCAGUACCUCAGCCUGGACCCCAAUGUGACAGGAGUUUUCCAGGGGCCGUAUCCGUUUGGCAUUGACCCGAUCUGGAGGUUAGCCAAUAACCACCUGACCUUCCUCAAUUCCUACAAGAUGAAGAUGUCUGUCAUCAUUGGGGUCCUCCACAUGACCUUUGGAGUGUGCCUGUCAUUCUUCAACUACAUACACUUUGGCCAGCUGAGCAGCGUGCUCCUGGUGCUGCUGCCCGAGCUCGUCUUCAUGCUCAGCCUCUUCGGCUACCUGGUCUUCAUGGUCGUCUUCAAGUGGGUCGCCUUCGGGCCGUGGGACUCGGACCGGGCCCCCAGCAUUCUCAUCCACUUCAUAGACAUGUUCCUGUUCGCUCAGAACCCGGACAACCCGCCACUCUACCCCAGGCAGAUGAUCGUGCAGCGGGUGCUGGUGGUGUUGGCGCUGAGCUCGGUGCCCGUGCUGUUACUGGGCAAACCCCUCCACCUCUACCUCAAGCACAAGAGAAGAGCCCGCAGCAGCACUAGGGAGCAGGCUCCAGUGAUGACAGACACCAGCUCCAUCAACACCCUGCAGGGAGAUCUGGAGGGCGACGGGGGCCGGGAGCCUGCGGAGUUUGAUGGGGCCGAGGUGUUCAUGCACCAGGCCAUCCACACCAUAGAGUACUGCCUGGGCUGCAUCUCCAACACGGCCUCCUACCUGCGCCUGUGGGCCCUGAGCCUGGCCCACUCCCAGCUGUCAGAGGUACUGUGGGUGAUGGUGAUGCGGAUCUCGUUGUCAUGGCAAGGUUACGUAGGCUCCGUGGUGCUGGCGGUCAUCUUCUCCUUCUUCGCCAUGCUCACUGUCUCCAUUCUCCUCGUCAUGGAGGGCCUCUCAGCCUUCCUGCAUGCCCUGCGUCUACAUUGGGUGGAGUUUCAGAAUAAGUUCUAUAGUGGGACAGGAUACAAACUCAACCCCUUCUCAUUCAACACGAGCCCAGCUUAGCCUGACUGUAGAUGUACUCUAUUAUGUAACCUUUAUGUUUAUAGUCUAAUAGCACAAAAGUGCUUUAUAACUUCAUUUUGGAGUUUACUUUGUAAUGUAUAUAUCCCUUUUACUGUAACGGGAAACAAUGUACAGUAUGUAGUAUUAACAGUUACUGGUUGGGCAGCUGAGCUCAGGUAAUGGUUUUAAAAUGUGCAGUGCAAAACAGAUUGUCAACAUCAUCCCAGUACAUGCAUUGGACUGCACGUUAUGUAUAAAUGACCAUCAUGAACAGUAUUAAAAUAUCUCUUUUGAUUAUUUUCAGAUUUUCCUGUUUAAAAAAAAUCUUGCAGACAGUCUUAGUAGAUCUCACAGGCAUUGGAUUUCUUUCUAAACUGCUCAUACUUUUCAGUCAAUACUUUGAGUGUAGGUCACACUUACCGUAUUAAAGAGAAAAGUAUGAGCAAUCAAGGCAUUCAUAGAAAAGUCUGAGCAACUUAAAAAAAAUCAACACAUUGCCUUGGCCACUGCAUUUCAUGUGUUUACUGAGGACCCUGGAGUAACAUUAUAAUGGUGCAUGUUUGUGGUUUAUCUGCAUCAUACUCAGUUGCUUAAAGGAGUCAUGCCAGAUACUUUCAAUUACUUUAUAACAUUAUCUGAGCUUUUGUACAAUCGACAAGGCUUUUUUUAUUAAAUAAAUGCUUUGGCUCA